AUGGAUCUUAAUAUCUCAACCUGCACUACUCAUCCUCUAUAUCUUUGUCUUCUUCUAUGCUUGCUUUCUUUGCAUGCAUGUAGUGCCCGCCGUCUUGCUGCGGUUGAUCAUGAUCCUAACGAGUCUUUGAAGAAGCUUCAUUUCACCAACAAGGGUACUGAUGUUAACAUUGCAGGCGUGCCUAAAGUGAAAUCUUUCUCGUCAUCAAAGCCGGUUCUUGAAGUGACAGAAGGAUCAGAAAUCACGGUGGAGACGGAAGCUGAUAGCGAUGAUAGUACUACAGAAGAAAGACCUAUACAGUACCACACAAAAGCUGCCUUCAACACGAAGAAUGUCUCGUCUAGAAAAAGGAAAGGAUCAACCUCAUCCUCAAAUGCUGCAGAUGAUCAGAAGACAACGACGAGGUCUGGUCAGCCAGUUUCAGUUUCAUGGCGAGUGCCAAGGAAGAAACGAGGGAUUCAGAAGCAACCAGGGUUUAAUCUGGACUACUCACCCCCAAAGACACACCCGCCUCAUCAUAACUGA
Molecule: messenger RNA, 525 nt
Organism: Fragaria vesca subsp. vesca
Lineage: Eukaryota; Viridiplantae; Streptophyta; Magnoliopsida; Rosales; Rosaceae
Exons: 2
Coding region: 1-525 (174 amino acids)
Source: RefSeq, a predicted model, not a curated record